CACCGCAAACGCCGUGUAAAUUGCGUUUUCGUUAACGCGCCCGUGAUUUUUCCGGAGGAGAAAAAAAAGCGCGCGCGUCGCAUUAAUCGUAUGUCGCAGCAGACCGUUUUUUCCGCUAACGUGUGUGCCAAACAGUUAGUGUUAAAGAAAAAAAAAACAAUUAACGUUCGAAAAACAAAUUAAUAUCGGGAUUAACGAUGUAACAUUAAGCACAGUGGGAAAAGAAACGCGAAAGAUGGAAAAGUGAAUUGCGCGGAUGUUAUAGAAGUUUAAUAUAGAGUCAAUUCCACUUGAUGGUAACCAAUCAGACGACAUAGAUCUGUGUGCUUCUCUCCCCCGAUCUCUCUCUUGCGGUGCGGCAGAGAUAUUCAAUUGAAAUAGCUGCGUUCUGCCGCGCGCCGCAUCUUCGCGUUAAUAUACGCGUCGCAGUGCUAUCGUUCGCGCGUCUGUGUGACAUGCCAGUUACUAUUAUCACUUACUGUCAAUAAAUGUGUUAAAUGAUCUUUUAAUGAUAAAUAUAAACAAUAAUAUUCGACGAAAAAAUGGUCCAAUAAUUUAAAUUAAGCAAGUGAUGUUGAAAGUACGACUAUUUUUUACGUCCCGUGGUUUUAAUUAGAAUUUGAAAUUGUAAUUAUUUUUUAAAAAUUUAUUUAAUGAAUUUAUUUUAUGAAUUGGCUUAAUUUAUCACGGAACGAGAGAGGCUGUUUCAGACGUGACUUUUCACAAGAGUAAAACUACGUGCAUCGACAUGAACAGCAAGAGUGCAUUACUGGUGCAACGUUGGAUGCUCCAACCGCGCGUGUUGCUCGUUCUCAUUUUGCUGCAAUUUAUCAUUCAGUUUUUCACGUCCGUCUAUCUGUACAAGUACGUCACGAACGUGGAGAGCGAUCUUCGUGUGAUAAAAAGUCAGCAACCACCCGUGGCAAUUCCGCGACGAAGACGCAGCAGCUCAUUGCCGACUGCCGAGGACAAUACCGUUUCUGAUCUAUCCAGUAGAAUCCGAGAAGAUAAAGAGAUACAGGGUACAAAGAAAGUAACCGCCUCCCCCAUCAUGGUGUCCGGCUCCGCAUCCUCGCCAACAGCGACCGGAGAUCCGGACUGGGUCUGGUUGAACGCUGACACACGAAUACAAUUCGAUGCAAUCGAGAAUUUUUGCCGCUCGUACGCGAAGUACUGUCCUCCUGGUCUGCCUGGUGCGCCCGGAAACCCGGGUCCACCCGGCGAGCCGGGUCUGCCGGGUAUUCAGGGAAUAGUGGGACCGAAAGGCCCACCCGGACAACCCGGACACUCUGGUGCCCGAGGGCAAAAGGGUGACAUCGGUCCGCCAGGCUUUGACGGCAGAGACGGUAUACCGGGUGAGCCCGGUUUGGACGGCAUUCCCGGUAGAAGCGGCCUGGACGGCGUACCCGGCACCAACGGCAAGCCCGGUAUAAACGGCUCGCCUGGACUGUCUGGAAGAAAUGGAACAGACGGAAGACCUGGACAAAUGGGGCCUCAAGGACCGCCCGGGCCUCGCGGAGAUUUAGGUCCACCCGGCCGACCCGGCGUGCCGGGAAAGGAUGGUAGGCCAGGUGUACAGGCUUGGAAGAUGAACAUCAACAAUGAAUACAACACUCACGAUAUAUUAAUACCGCCAUCCAUUCUGGAGAUCACGAACGACAUCACACCGUCAAACACGAGCGACGUGUUCUACGUGCAAGAAGGCAGCAGUAUACGGCUGAGAUGCGCCUCGAGUGGAAAGCCGCAACCCAUUAUACAAUGGACGAAAAUAGACGGUUCCAUGAUACCCAUGGGCGCCUGGCAUGUGAGUGCUAUCACGAGCCAUACGUUCAACGUUAGCGUGGUGAAUCGGGAACAUAUGGGGGAAUACGCGUGCAAUGCCGACAACGGCAUACCGCCAGCAAGAUCCAAAAGAUUCAAGCUUCACGUUAGAUUCCCGCCGUUUAUUCGCAUACGCAACAAAGUGGUUCUCGUGCGAAACCAAAAUCCGGCGACAUUGGAAUGCGAGGUGGAAGCCUUCCCCGAGCCGAUGGUACACUGGGAACGCGGCGACGGUCGUCGUUUAAAACUGUCGGAUAAGUACAGAACGGAAGUUUACGACAAACAUGAUAAUUACAAGAUGAAGAUGAAGCUGAGAAUCACGAGGGUGACUUCGUCCGAUCACGGAACUUACCACUGCGUGGCGAAAAACGACCUCGACGUUACCAAGGGAACCUUCAUAGUCGAUGACGAUAUGAAAGAUGUAGAGAAACUAAAGUUAGGGAAGGACCUGCACGUUACUUUCGGCCAUCCCAUGCCGCCGAGCGUCGAUCAGGAGCAAGAAUUAUGCAUCCCGCAAGAAGCUUGCGCGACAUGCCCGAAGUGUACGUACACGGACUUCAUGGACCACGUUCACGUUCAACCAUUGGACGGUAUUAACGCCACGCGGUUGCCGACGCCGUUAGCCGAGGGUCUGAUAGAAGCUGUGGGAAAACCGGUGCUGAAAGGAAGCAUGGACGACUAUUACGGAAGUUGGAUGCACGACGCGUUCACCCGCCACGAUACCGUGUCAUUCGGUCACGAUAAACUCUGGGUCACUCGCAACAACGAUACAUAUUAUAUCUACGAGUACAAAUCGAAGGAGCACUUCAAGAACGAGAGCGCUCACAAAAUAAAACUGAUCUAUCCUUUUCAGGGUAACGCACACGUAGUCUAUAACAGGUCGUUUUUUUACAACCCCCACAAUCGAUCGACGGUUUUGCGAUUCGAUUUCCACUCAUCCUCGGAGCACAGAUGCAACCGCCACUUCCCCGAGUGCGAGAUGCAGCUUCCGGGCUUGCAGGUCAACAAUAAAAACUUCCUCUACACGCAUAAUUUCACUUAUGUGGAUUUCAACGUGGACGAAAACGGUAUGUGGGUCAUUUACGGAUUACCGUCAAAUAAUACAAUAGUGGUGAAAAUGGACCCAACAAAAAUGAGCAUUCAAUACGCUUGGAACAUCAGUAUCGAUCAUCAUCGAUUUGGAGAGAUGUUUAUUGCCGGUGGCGUGCUUUACGCUAUACACAGCGUCAGCGAGGAAACUAUGAAAAUACGGUUUGCCUACGAUCUCUACAGAAAUUCGACAGUAAACGUACAUUUGUCAUUCACGAAUCCAUAUCACAGGACCACGGCGGUCAGUUAUAAUCAUAAAACCAAGGAGCUCUACACGUGGAACAAAGGCAAUCAAUUAGCCUACCCCGUGAAAUAUCGCGACGAGCUGGUAGGAGGUAAUUGAGAGGGAGCUGUCUUCGAUAUGCGUGUAUACGCGCGCCGUGAAAACGAGUGUUAUUAAUCACCGUGGGAGCGUUAAUUAAGCAAAUUUAACGUGUAACAAGUCCUUUUUUCAAUACCAUUUACAACCCCCUUGAGCGUCUUUAUCUUGUAUACGUGUCGCAGAUGAUAUAAUUAAACGAAAUUAAUCAAUAUAUGUGUUGUUUAUUUAUCAAUCAAUUCAGAAUGCGCAGACAUUGAUGAGAGAGCACUGAAAUGUAUAC
Messenger RNA from Linepithema humile (Argentine ant), 3512 nucleotides. RefSeq lists its product as uncharacterized. Lineage: Eukaryota; Metazoa; Arthropoda; Insecta; Hymenoptera; Formicidae. Gene Ontology annotation, biological process: signal transduction. The record is from RefSeq and is a predicted model, not a curated record.